GUUCCAUAGAACAUCUAGCGGGAGCUACUCCAUCUUUCUUUCAAACGGCAUCACGGUGAGAAUCUGCUGUGGGCACCCAUCCUCCAUCUCUUUCGCCCUCGUGCAGAGUUUCGAGCUGUUUGCGAGUUGGAAGAGCCGCAUCGAAUCAUGAAGUUGCCUCGUCAUACUAACCACCGACGGUGAACUUUCACUUUCUUAUACGUAUUUCUAGGAACCAUCGUCUUGACCAUCUUGCGCAACAAUCAACAUGAGUGUAUGUAUCGCAUCGCUGGCUUUCUUGAUAUCCAGACCACUCACGGACUUCCAGUUCCUCGACUCCGUGCUCACGUCUAUCGAGACGGGCAAACCGUCUCCCAUCCCGCCCCCAACUCCAGCGAUACGGCAGCCAUCGGUGUCUAUUACAUCAGCCUCUAAAGCAAGUUCUGAGAUUCGCAAUACUAACCUGCGGCCUCGUGUUGUGUCGUUAGAAGGCGGAAACACUAGCGCGGGGACAAAGCGGAAAGCUGAGGAACAGCUACGCCGUCCCUCGAAGCCCGGAAGCCAGCCCACGGGAUCGGCUAAUUCAAAGCCUACUGCGGUGGCCCCUAAGUCUCGCACGGUUGCUACGACGGCAGGGCUGAAACAGGCUACAAAACCUACAUCCGACAACGUCACAUCAACAGCUUCGAAAAUGGCACCUUCGAGAGCUCCCCCAAAAGGAUCAUAUGCGGAUCUUAUGAAGAAAGCGAAAGAAUUGCAACAGAAGGCCCCUAUGACAGUAGGCAUGUUUAAGCAUCAAGCUGCUCCUAAAGAAAAGCUGAGCAAGACGGAACGCAAACGACGUGCUUUGGAGACUCAAGUCAAAGAGAAAGGUUCCAAAUUGGUCGGUAGGGGCUCCGCAAUUUCUCGUGCAGGAGUUGAAGGCAAGGCCGGUAUUGUGAGUCCUGGAAAAGGGAGAACUCCGGAUGAAACCAGCUACAAAGGCACUGCACGGUCAAGUCAACCUCCACCACAGCCUGAGUACCGAGGAACAGCGGGUUUACCAAGCAAACGAGGUCUAGACAGCAUGAGGGGACAGUACCGGUACGGCAGGCGGUCCAGGAUGGACGAGUAUCUUGGGACAGAUGAAGAAGACGAGGGUGACUACGCAGACGACUACGAUGACUAUUAUUCCGAUGAUUCAGACAUGGAAGCUGGGCUAGAAGAUGUGGAACAAGAGGAACAGGAGGCUCUGAAAGUCGCGAGGAGAGAGGAUGAAGAGGAAUAUCGUGUGGAGCUUGCUGCUAAGAAGGCAAAGAUGGAACGUCAGAAGAAACUGGCCGCACUGGCAACAAGGAGGAGGUGAUGUAUGGAUCGAUCUGUUCCCCACUAUUUUGUUUUUACCAUUCUUCUGGAUUCGGAACUUUGGCGUCGCAUAUCCAGGGAUGCACUACCUAUUAUUUCCGAUCACUCUGCCAUUGUUCUCUGUCUAUUAUUUACAAGCAUCAGCGAGCGUCCAAGGUGUCGAUAGAAGGCGGACAGGGCAGACUUUGCUUUUCAUUACCAUUGGGAAAGCGGGCGUUAUCAUCGGAAAUUGUUGUUUUGAGUCUUUGGCAGGUUUAAUUUAAUAUCAAUUAUUAGUACUCGCA
Molecule: messenger RNA, 1607 nt
Organism: Monascus purpureus
Lineage: Eukaryota; Fungi; Ascomycota; Eurotiomycetes; Eurotiales; Aspergillaceae
Source: the annotation of a GenBank genome assembly